Messenger RNA from Rhinolophus ferrumequinum (greater horseshoe bat), 1343 nucleotides. Its product is annotated as glutathione S-transferase Mu 1. NCBI's taxonomy places the organism in Eukaryota, Metazoa, Chordata, Mammalia, Chiroptera, Rhinolophidae. Gene Ontology annotation, molecular function: glutathione transferase activity. The record is from RefSeq and is a predicted model, not a curated record. Gene Ontology annotation, biological process: glutathione metabolic process. The coding region runs from base 208 to 912 and encodes 234 amino acids. The transcript has 8 exons.
GCAAGCCCGCCCAGGGGCUUCCACGUCUCGGCGCCCAGACCUGGGAUCUCAAGGUCGGCCUGUCCGUAGCGGACAUGGACUAUUUGGACGCGCCCUGGGGUCUAGAAACCUCACUCUGGGGCUUCGGGUGCCGCGGUCGCAGGAGGCUGAGAUUGGCUGGGACACCGGGGCGGGGCCUCCACCGGGCUCCGCGGCCCCAGCACCCGGAUGAAGUUCCCGCGGGUCUCUGAUGCCUGCAACCACGAAACGCUGACCAUGGCCAUGACUUUGGGAUACUGGGACAUCCGCGGGCUGGCUCACGCCAUCCGCCUGCUCCUGGAGUACACAGACUCCAACUAUGAAGAGAAGAAGUACGCGAUGGGGGACGCUCCCGACUAUGACAGAAGCCAGUGGCUGAGUGAAAAAUUCAAGCUGGGCCUGGACUUCCCCAAUCUGCCCUACUUAAUUGAUGGCGCUCACAGACUCACCCAGAGCAACGCCAUCCUUCGCUACAUUGCUCGCAAGCAUAACCUAUGUGGGGAGACGGAGGAGGAGAGGAUUCGUGUGGACAUUUUGGAGAACGAGGUUAUGGACUCGUCUAAUCAGCUGGCCACGGUUUGCUACAGCCCUGAAUUUGAGAAACUGAAGCCUGAUUACUUGAAGGCGCUCCCUGAAAAGAUGAAGCUCUUCUCACAGUUUCUGGGAAAGAGGACUUGGUUUGCGGGGGACAAGCUCACCUAUGUGGAUUUCCUGGCUUAUGACAUCUUAGACCUGCACUGUGUAUUUGAGCCCAAGUGCCUGGAUGCCUUCCCGAACCUGAAAGACUUUGUGUCCCGCUUCGAGGGCCUGAAGAAGAUCUCUGCAUACAUGAAGUCCAGUCGCUUCCUCCCAAGCCCUGUGUAUACAAAGGUGGCCUUGUGGGGCAACAAGUAGGGCCUUCACAGCCAGGAGAAGGGUGAAAGAAGCUAGCGCUGUGCUUGCUAUGCCUGGGCCCUGGAGAAGAGCCGGAUAUCUCGGAACGCCAGAACCAGUUGUCUUGUUCGUUUGUCCUUUUUUUCUUUCCUUCACUGAGGCCCUAUUUGGCCCUUUUCCCUUCUCUAAUCCCAAUUCUCCCUGGUUCUGAAAGCUCCACAGCACCUCAGUUUUUUCUGUGAAGUGUCCCCCCUUCCUGCACUAAAGCCAACCAGACUGACCUUCCUUUCAGUUGCUCUGGUUCAAGGAGCCCGACUGGACCCCUGGCCUGGAGAGCUCAAUGCUGAGCUCCCAGCAUUGCCCUGAAGACCAGUAUUGACUGGGUGCAGGCCCUGCUCACCUGCGUGGACCCUGCCCAGAUGUGCGUGAUCCCUAGUAAAGCCUUAAUCACA